AAAUAAAUAAUUAUAAAAAUAAAAUUAUAAAUUUAAGGGCUAAAAUAUAUAAAAUAAAAAAAUUACUGAUCACUUGCUUCAUUUCGAAAAGUAAAAGGACUAAAAAUUAAUUUGCCAAAUAUAAAAGUACUUUGGCCUUGUUCUUUGUUCUCCCAGGUCCCAGAGCCUUCGGUCUUGAAGUCUUCCAACUCCAUUUCCAUGGCGCUUCUUGCUAUUCUUUUGACCUCCAAAUACUCACUCAAAACCUUGAUUUUCUCUCUCUCUUUUCACUUAAUUCCCACCAUACCCUCUUAUUCAUUCUCUUCCCAAUGCAGACGACGCCUAGCUACCCCUUUCUCUCUGCCUUCGGAAUCUCCUCCGUUAGCAAAGAAGGUCCCUUUUACAGUCUCUGCUCAUGGAAAAACGUGGCAGGAUCCCUACCAUUGGAUGCGCAACACCAAUGAACCCGAUUUUGUCGAUUACCUCAACCAAGAGAACUCGUAUGCCCAAGCUUUCAUGGCCGACACUCAAAACCUGCAACGAACUCUGUUUGAGGAAAUGAGAAAUAGAAUGCCCACAAAAAUUUCCACUGCUCCCGAGCGUUGGGGUCCCUGGUUAUACUACCAGUACAUUCCAGAAGGGAAAGAAUACCCUGUUCUUUGCAGGAGGUUAGAGUCUGGGAAAAAUGGUUGGCUAAAGACGCUUCUCAGUUACACAAGCGGACAGUUUGGGAUGGAGCAAAUUUUGCUUGAUUGGAACGAAAUUGCAGAACAAUAUGGUUAUGUCCAUGUGGGUACAUGCCGAGUUUCACCGGACCACAACUUUCUUGCAUACACACUUGAUUUUACUGGAAAUGAACAGUUUGUACUUCAAAUUAAGGACCUCAGAGAUGGAUCUAUUGUUCCAAAAUCAGAAAUUGAUGGGGUUGUUAGUUUGGCAUGGGCUCAAGAUGGCUGUACUUUGUUCUAUACAAAAUCAGAUCAGAAUCAACGACCUUAUAGGGUUCUGUGCACAAAACUGGGAUCUGAUGUGAUAGAUGAUGUUACAGUUUUCACAGAAGAUGAUUUGAACUUUUGUGUGGAUAUUACAAGUACAAAAGAUGGAAAGUUCAUUACAGUCAACUCAAACUCAAGAACUUCAUCUGAGGUUUAUGUGAUAGAUGCAACCAAUCCAUUUGACGGUUUACAAAGAAUACACAAGCGUGUUUCUAAUGUCCAGUAUUUUUUGGAACAUCACAAUGGUUUGUUCUAUAUUCUUACAAAUGCUGCUUUAAGUGGGUCGUCGGGUGGUAAUUAUUACUUGGCUACAUGCCCAGUUGAACAUAUAAAGUCAUCCCAGUGGCAGAGUAUCAUCCUUCCAAGUGAAGAUAUGAACUUUCAGGAUAUGGACAUUUUUAGUGGGCAUUUGGUGCUUUUUCUCCAGAAGAAAGGUUUCCCCCUGUUAUGUUCCAUCAAUUUGCCUUUCAAGGUUGAUUGUGAGAGUCAAUUGGAGGUUGACGAUCUUGAUCCAUGGUUUUUCCCUCUGCCUUCAAAUCUAUGUAGCAUUGUUCCAGGGUUGAACCAUGACUUCAUGAACCCAAAAUAUCGUGUUGUAUUGUCAUCACCAGUGAUGCCUGAUGUGAUUGUUGACUAUGACAUGUCAAGGCAGACAUUCUCAAUCGUUCAGCAAGAGGAAGUAAGAGAACUUUCCGGUGAUCAUGGAAGACAUUUACCAGCCCAUAAGCAAGAUACUCCUGAAUAUCUUGAUACACAAAAUGGAGAGGAUAAAAAUUAUCACAAUGUUGAAUUAAGGAGAUGGAAAGACUUUUCUGAUGCAUACUGCUGUGAAAGAAAGGAAGCCAUUUCCCAUGAUGGUGUCAGGGUUCCCCUGACCAUCUUGUAUUCUCGAAAAGCCUGGCAGAGGGGUUUGUCUCCUGGACUAUUACAAGGCUAUGGAGCAUAUGGGGAAGUUCUGGACAAAGCUUGGUGCCCAGACCGCCUGAGUUUGCUUGAUCGUGGUUGGGUGAUGGCCUUUGCUGAUGUGAGGGGUGGUGGCAGCGGGGAUUCUUCAUGGCAUAAAUCUGGCAGUGGGUUGAACAAACAUAAUUCCAUAUAUGAUUUUGUAUCAUGUGGUAAUUACCUCAUUAAUGAAGGCUACGUUCAUAGAGAUCAGCUAGGUGCCAUUGGUUUCAGUGCUGGGGGCCUUCUUGUUGGGGCAGCUAUUAACAUGGACCGAAAUCUGUUUUGUGCUGCCAUAUUGAAGGUGCCAUUUCUUGACAUAUGCAACACGUUGUUGGAUCCGAGUUUGCCUCUUACCUUAUUGGAUUAUGAAGAAUUUGGGAAUCCUCAGAUACAAUCCCAUUUUGAGUAUAUUCUAAGUUAUUCUCCUUAUGAUAACAUUCAUCGCGAUGGUUGCCUUCCUGCAAUGCUUGUUACUACAUCAUUUCUCGACUCAAGGGUUGGAGUUUGGGAGGCUGCCAAAUGGGUGGCCAGAAUACGAGAUAGCACAUGUUCUAGUUGCUCUUGCUCAGUCAUUCUAAAGACAAACAUGGCUGGAGGACAUUUUGGUGAAGGUGGUUAUCACAGCAAAUGUGAAGAAACAGCUUAUGAUUAUGCCUUUUUGAUGAAGGUUAUAGGGGACUUAAAUGAUAGAAGUUAGGAUUGUUGCUGAGAUGCACUACCAAAUCAACAGAAAUAUUUACUCAAGUCCUUGUAAAGAGGGAUUCUUGCAAUUUUGCAGAGGAUGAUGGAUAACUUGAGAAAGUGUUUGAAAACAAGCAAUAGGCAAGGUACUGAUGCGAUCAUUCCCUCUAGGGAAGGUGACAAGCGCGCAUCGUAUGGCGAAUCUAUGGAGGGUCAUAUCUUGGUCUCUCCCACCAAAUAAGAGGGUCAAUGCUCAUGUGGAUCACUCACCGCACAAGACGAGGUGAAGGUUAGAUUCUGUAAGAAAGAUGACAAGCGUGCCUUAGGGUGCUGGACGUGUGGGAACUUCAAUUCACCUAGAGGUAGCAGGGAUUGCUUUGGUUCUCCAAUUAGUAUAUUAGAAGCUAAAGAUCACAAGCUAUGCUUGGAGAGGAAUGGCUUUAGUUACUAGAUAAUCUUCUUUGGCUCCCUUGGUAAUUGCCCCAUGGAGCAAGGACUCCUCUUAUCUGAGAACUGGGAUGCAUAAAGCUGCAACUCUCCAUGAAACUUAAAUCUUUAUUUUUAAGAGCAUUUUAUAAUGAUCAACCAGUUCCAGCAUAUGAAUUAACUAUUCUUUAAAAGUUAUUGGAUUUUCA
Hevea brasiliensis (rubber tree) is the source of this 3235-nucleotide messenger RNA. RefSeq lists its product as uncharacterized. Gene Ontology annotation, molecular function: serine-type endopeptidase activity. Bases 199 to 2616 code for a protein of 805 amino acids. The record is from RefSeq and is a predicted model, not a curated record. Gene Ontology annotation, biological process: proteolysis. The transcript has 12 exons. Lineage: Eukaryota; Viridiplantae; Streptophyta; Magnoliopsida; Malpighiales; Euphorbiaceae.